ACCAAGAAGAUAUUUUUCAUGUCCUCCAAAGUCCACACUCUCAUCACUGACAAAGCUCUGAGCAUUGAGCUUCAUCUUCUUCUCAGCCAUUGAUGUCUCUUCUCCUAAACCCCAUCAGAACACUCUCAAUCUCACCAUUGUUGCCAUCCUCCAAAGCUCACCUCUUUCUCAGUCCCAAUUCCAAGCUCAGAAGCUUCCAAAGCACCAAAAAUGAAGCCUUGCCAAGCAAAACUAAGAAAAAAAUUGUUCUUUUUGAUGUAGCUCCUCCAGUUUCAGAGGAUGAUAAUGGCAUUGUGGAGAAUGGAAGGGUUUCAGAGGGACAGAGGAAGCUUGGUGGAGUUCCUCCUCCUCCUCCUUUGGGUUUUCUCAGAAAGGGGCUUAAGAGAGUUUUGGCUGCUCUUUCUAACUUGCCUUUGGCUAUUGGGGAGAUGUUCACCAUUGCUUCCCUCAUGGCUUUGGCCACUGUAAUUGAUCAAGGGGAGGCACCUGACUACUACUUCAAGAAAUAUCCAGAAGAAAAUCCUGUGUUUGGAUUUUUUACUUGGAGAUUGAUUCUUACUCUUGGAUUUGACCAUAUGUUCACCUCUCCUGUUUUUCUCGGCAUGUUGGUUCUUCUUGCAGCAUCACUCAUGGCCUGUACAUACACAACCCAGAUCCCCAUGGUCAAAGUUGCCAGAAGAUGGUCGUUUAUGCACUCAUCAGAGACUAUUCGCAAAUUGGAAUUUUUUGACUCACUGCCACAAGCAUCCAUCCAGGACUUGGGUGUCAUUUUAAUGGGGUCUGGUUUUGAGGUGUUCGUAAAAGGGCCAUGUUUAUAUGCCUUCAAGGGUCUAGCAGGACGGUUUGCUCCCAUUGGCGUGCACAUAGCAAUGCUUUUGAUCAUGGCCGGAGGGACUCUUAGUUCAACUGGUAGCUUUCGAGGCUCUGUUGAUGUUCCUCAAGGGUUAAAUUUUGUCAUCGGAGAUGUGAUGAAACCAAAUGGAUUUCUUUCUACUCCAAGUGAAGCUUUUGACACAGAAGUUCAUGUUAAUAAAUUCUUUAUGGAUUACUAUGAUAGCGGAGAGGUCUCACAAUUCCACAGCGAUCUUUCGCUGUUUAGCCUUGACGGGAAAGAACUAAUGAGAAAAACAAUUAGUGUUAAUGAUCCUCUAAGAUAUAAAGGCAUCACAAUCUAUCAAACUGAUUGGGGUUUCUCGGCACUUCAAGUCUCAAAGGACGGUGAAGGCCCAUACAAUCUUCCGGUGGCGCCUUUACAGAUAAAUGGUGACAAGAAACUUUAUGGCACAUUUCUUCCAGUUGGAAAUACAGAUUCGCCUAAUGUGAAGGGAAUAUCGAUGCUUGCACGAGAUCUGCAAUCUAUUGUCUUGUAUGACCAAGAGGGGAAGUUUGUGGGAGUGCGUCGACCCAGCUCAAAACUACCUAUUGACAUUGAUGGCAUGAGUAUAGUUAUAGAAGAUGCAAUUGGUAGUACUGGUCUCGAUUUGAAGACUGAUCCUGGCGUACCUGUCGUCUAUGCUGGUUUCGGUGCUCUUAUGCUCACUACUUGCAUCAGCUUUUUAUCUCAUUCACAGAUAUGGGCGUUGCAAGACGGAACAACAGUGGUGGUCGGUGGAAAGACUAAUCGAGCGAAGCUUGAAUUUCCAGAAGAGAUGAAUGAUUUGCUUGAUAAAGUACCUGAACUUGUGAAUGCUGACGAUAAUACUGCUUGAUCAUUACUUGGUUACACAUUCUACAUUUUCGAUACACCCUUUGAGAAUUGGUAUACAAAUUUUGAAGGAUGACUGUAAAGUGGAGCAUACGUAUACAGCAGCUAGCUCAUGUUGAAAUUACUGGAAAGAUCACAAUGCUCUACAAUGGAUAGAGGUUUUUCAGAAAAAAAAAAUGUUGGAUUGGAAUGAAGAUUCAGAAGAUUAUCAUCAUGACCAUGAGUUGUAAAUUGCAAUCCUAGCUGUAUGAUAAUGUAUAGGACUGGGUAUACAUUUGGUUGAUCAUGGAUAUUUUUAAGCAUUUUUUUGUAGAGCAGAGUGUUAAAAAUUUAACGUACAACUUUAAAGAAAGCAAAACAUUAUUUUAUUCUUUGUUGUUUCAA
Molecule: messenger RNA, 2089 nt
Organism: Dioscorea cayenensis subsp. rotundata (Guinea yam)
Lineage: Eukaryota; Viridiplantae; Streptophyta; Magnoliopsida; Dioscoreales; Dioscoreaceae
Product: cytochrome c biogenesis protein CCS1, chloroplastic
Exons: 8
Coding region: 93-1709 (538 amino acids)
Source: RefSeq, a predicted model, not a curated record